AAAAUCAUUACUAUAAGUUUUAAAUUAUGUGGGAGUUUGAAACUAUUAAUCCAAUAAAGCACGUUCUGAGGAUCAGUGAAAAUCCAUCUUCUAUGAACAAAUGGAUAACAUUAAUCACAGUACUCUCUUCAUUGUUAGAAGCAGUAUUACUUCCAGUAUUAAUUUCUCUGACAUGGAUAGCUAUAUACAAAAUAAAACGUAGAAUGAAUGGUAGUGAGUUUAGAUUAUGCAUGCAGGCUACUCAUGGCAAUAUGUUUAAGCUUUUCACGGAAUUGAUUCCUAGACAUAAAAGGUUAUCAAUGAUAAUGUUUGGAUUUAUUAUAUUAUUGUCUAUAAUGAUCAUAUUAGGGAAAAAUAUACCAAAUGUUUUGCUUGCACAGGUUAUUGGGUUAUAUAACUUCACAGAAAUUUCACAUAUAAAUGUGAAUUUGUUUAGAAACGAUUCGAAUUGCACGUAUACGUCAUGUCUUUCUGAUUUAGAUGAAGAAAAUUUUGCGUUGGUUAAAAAUUCUACUACAUUAAAAAAUACUUUGCGUAUGCAUAACGUGAAAAACACUUAUUUGAAUUUAAGUGUUGAUAAUACUUUGUAUGCAGUACGUGUCAAGAUCAACACUACGUCAUGUGGGUUUGCAUUUAAUGAUUAUAAUAAGUCUAAGUCAAUAUCUAGUCAAAAUAUGGAUAAUGUGACGGAUACAACUUUCAUACCUACAUAUGUUUAUGAAUUCUUAGUUGACACAUAUAGAUAUUUUAAUGGUUUAACGGCUUACCAAUCAGAAAUUGGUUUUAAUAUCAAUAUACAAGAUAGAUGUGAUAUACCUUUUAAUAUGUUGUAUAUUUCUCCCAAUUUUAACCCCAAUGUUACAAAACUGGGUAAUUUGAUAAAAAGUCGAUUUGAUGUAAAUCGGUCAAUUGGACGUACGUGUCGAAUGUCUUUUGGUUGUAGUGCAAGUGUUGAAUGGAAAAACAUGCAAAUAGUUGGAACUACGCCAGAUAAUAUAAAAUUAUUGAAAGUGGAUUUUAAUAACAGCUUAUACAAACUCGAGGAAUUAUUUUCUACCAAUGUGCGGGACUAUAGAAAGGUUGGAAAAUGCUUCGGAGAAGGGCUUAUGGAUAACACUUUAGAUAAAAUGGUUACAUUUCUAACAGAUUGGAGAGAAAUUAUAAAGUACAAAGGAGGUAAAUACAAUUACAACCUUUUAAACGAAUUUGAAAAUGUAUUAUCACAAUCAUUGGUAUCAUCAGUGCAAUCUAUGACGAAUGAUAUCAACGUUUACACUGUUCAAGCAAAGAAAUUGGAAGCUCCGGGAAUUUGGAUAGAAAUGACUAUUUUAUCAUUAGCAAUAUUUUUUGUUUGUAGUAUUUUAAUGUUAAUCUUGACAACCAGAAAUGUAAAAAUGUUGCUUCCACUUAGUGUAUUGGAUCUUGGAAUCAUAACUAAUGUUAUAUUCAAGGAAGAUGGUUCUAAUACAAAAACUUCUUGGCCAUUUGAACUUGAUUCUUAUCAAGAUGAGUCUACACAUUUACUUACGGCAAAUGAAAUUAGUUAAUAAAAUAAUUAGUCAGUGGUAUUUAAAUAAAUUCAUAUGAGAAAUACUAUUAUAAUAACAGGAGAAAUUAUUUAUUUAUUGUAGUCGUAUAAAAUUCGAGAAUGAAUAGUAGAUAUAGUUAAUUCUAUUUUAUAAUAACUAGUGCAUUCUUUUUUGAAUCCCUUUUACUUCAUAUAAGAUUAAAUAAAAAACAAGUAUCGUAUAGUAUCACAUGUAUGCUAUGUAUGGUAAUGAUUUCAUACAUAGUAGCAUACAUGUGACACCAUACAUGCAUUAUACAUCGGUAUUAAAUAGUAAUGGCGUUCAGGGAUUGGAUUUAUUCAGGAGUAAAUAUGAAUCUAAGAGCAUUAUAAAUACUGAAAGAGUUUACGAUAAGAAUGAUCGUUUUGGAAAGAAUAGAUAUGAAC
This is a messenger RNA of Rhizophagus irregularis DAOM 181602=DAOM 197198, 1954 nucleotides long. RefSeq lists its product as uncharacterized. The record is from RefSeq and is a predicted model, not a curated record. NCBI's taxonomy places the organism in Eukaryota, Fungi, Glomeromycota, Glomeromycetes, Glomerales, Glomeraceae.